AUGUCUGCCACCCCCACGUCAACAAACACCCCCGACGGGAGGGCUCUCACAUGGAUCUUUGACCAUUGUAUGCGCUACCCGGGUUCUUACGAAAUUCCCCUGCGCGAUAUGUACGCUCUCAACUGCCAACCCACCAAAUCCUUCGUCGCCGGUAGCAGCUCGCCCGAGACCGCCUUCAGUCCACGUAACUCAACUUCCACCCAAGCUUCAAAUUCCUCGCAGGAGAGCACAGUGGAUGCGGCAGCCGACUUCCGCUCUCAACUGAUUCAUCAGAUCUCCCGGAUGCCUUCGCAGCCAUGCUCCUUGCCCCCCACAUUCUUGACAUCCUUCCUCCGUCGCUGCUUCCCCAAAGACUUGGAUCAAGUGGACUUCCCUCAGGGACUGACCGCACUGGACUAUGCCCGAGACUUGUGGAAUCGGUGGAAGAAGGAGAUGAACUCUGCCCUGCAACGCCUGAACAUUGAACGUGCAGACGCGGAGAAUCCGUCGCAGUCGGAGCUGGGUCAAAAGUACCCCGGGGUUGUGGCCUGGCUGGAAUCUAUCACUCUCAAAGCUCGAGACCUGGAGGCGCUGUACACCCAGGUCUACGUCGGUCUGCGCCGCUGGAUGAUCAUCAACGAGAUCUUGCUGGAGCCGCACAACAAACACAACCAUAUCGCUCUCCUCAACACCCUCUAUCCCCCCAUAUCUCCCGGCGCCGGGACACCCACCCCUCAACUCACCCAUCAGCUUUUGAAGGCACAUCGUGAUGCGUUCUUCAAGAUGAUCAACAAGGUCAGCACUCGGGGUGUGGAUCCCGUCAGGCAGUCGGUGCAGCAGGGAGAACUCGAGAACGGCGCGAAUUCCUGGCUCUCUGUGUACAAUGCCCUGGACAAGUACUUGAACCUGGCCAAUGAGCUCAUCGAUGAAUGCGUCUUGAUCACUGAGCCUGCGCAUCUGGACUCGUUCGACGCCACCUCUCGGACCAAGACUCGCAAGGUCGACUCCGGCUGCAGCUUUGGCCCUGCUAUUCCCGAGGGCCUGAGCAGCUCAGAGUCAGUCGCGGAGAACGACCAAGGUGGCAAGCCACUGCCACAGUUUCCUCUCCCCUCUGAAAAGGACGCCCCCUCGGGAAAGGGCUCCGUGCUGGAGCGCCUUUCACGUGAGCUUCGCUCUCUGGGCCCUAGCGCGAAGCUCCGCAGCCUGCGCAAGAUGAAGUCUACCACCACUCUUCCCAGACCUAGCAGUCAGCAGAGUUCCAAUUACAGUUCUUCAAUCUUUGAAGUCUCUGAGGAGAAACGCGAUCGUCUGAUCCGCGAUGCCUACAGCCGAAAGAACUCUCAGUCGAAAAUGUCGACUUCCACAGCCAAUCACUGA
Molecule: messenger RNA, 1356 nt
Organism: Penicillium oxalicum
Lineage: Eukaryota; Fungi; Ascomycota; Eurotiomycetes; Eurotiales; Aspergillaceae
Exons: 1
Coding region: 1-1356 (451 amino acids)
Source: RefSeq, a predicted model, not a curated record